This is a messenger RNA of Macroventuria anomochaeta, 1608 nucleotides long. RefSeq lists its product as uncharacterized. Lineage: Eukaryota; Fungi; Ascomycota; Dothideomycetes; Pleosporales; Didymellaceae. The transcript has 2 exons. The record is from RefSeq and is a predicted model, not a curated record. Bases 1 to 1608 code for a protein of 535 amino acids. Gene Ontology annotation, biological process: regulation of transcription by RNA polymerase II. Gene Ontology annotation, molecular function: zinc ion binding; DNA-binding transcription factor activity, RNA polymerase II-specific.
AUGACAUCUGGGGUACCCAGUCGAGAGACAGGUAGAAAAACCAGGAGGCAUCAUCAAAAGUCGAGAGAUGGAUGCCUCGAGUGCAAGCGUCGCAGAAAGAAGUGCGACGAGUCAAGGCCAUCGUGCACGCGAUGCAUCUUGGGUCUCAUAAAAUGCUUGUAUUUAUCAGCAGUACCUUCCGCAGAGAUAAAUGGAAGAGAUGGAUCUUAUAUACCGAGGUUACCAAUCAGCCCUGUGGGAGCAACUUCGAGUAUUUCGCCGCCUCCAAAUCUAAUUCCACUAUCAUCACACCCGGAAUCACCACAUGUGGACACAGACGGAUAUCGUACUAUUUCAAAAUUUCCAAGCAGCCCAUCUGAUACCGAUCUAUAUUACCACUAUUUACGGCAUGUGAGUCCCAAUAUGGGUGUUUGCCGAAGCGGCUAUAGCUUGUUGCAGUCCGGGAUGCCGACGCUGGCUCAGCAGAGCGCAGCCGUUUAUCACUCUAUUCUUGCAGUCUCUGCAGUCCACUUAGCGUGGAACACGAUCUCCAAAAACCCCCCUCCUAAAACAGAAUCAGUCCAUCAAAUCCUGCUCAGUGGCUAUCAGCACUACAACGAGGCGAGCGAACGAAUUCGAGAAUCAAUCUCAAAGUCUGGCACACCGGAUUCAGGCAAUCUUUUGACUAGCACUUUAAUAUUAGUGCCAUUUGCUGCUGCAAGUCAGCAGAUCAAUCACUGGAUCUCAAGCAGCAGCGGAACGCAAAAAUCGCAUGGUCCACUCUUGUCAACUCCAAGGGAUGUGAUAAUAUUGGUUAGAGGGGUGCGAAUUAUGCUUGAAACGCUUCUUUCAGGCGACUUAGGAAUAAGCUGCGAGCCUCCUGUACCGAUGGCUCUUGACCGAGACACGAUAUCAGUGAUGCCAGUAGCCAGUCUUAUGUCAAAGGCUCUACAUCCAUCACAUAAUCAUGUCAUGACCGCAAUGAUUGUUACCAGUAGUCGAGAUGCAUUUUCAAAGCUUCAAGUGCGCCUAGAUUCCCUCGUUCCCAACGGAAGCGAUCCACUCGAUCACACUAUAUCAGCCUGCAAGACCGCUUUCAGUAUCCUCGAGCAGAUAAGAAGCAGUGCCUUCUCCAUGGCCACACCGUCGCAAUCGGAAUACGUCCAGGCUGAUGCGGCAUCCUCAACGCACAUAGCUCCCUGGCUCCGUUCCUUCGUGAGCCGGCCAUGCGAAGUCAAAGGCAUAGUCCUACUACCGACCGAACCACUGACACGCCUGCUGCUCUCCUUCUUCGCCCAGAUUCCCCAAGGGUAUCUCGACCUCGUCCUUCCUCUCCUCGACCAGCGGCUCGAGAAUCCCGCUGGUGCACCACCCGACUGCAUCGCAUCGGAUUUGACACAGAAGCAAGCGCUUGCGCUCGAUAUAUAUGCGCACUGGUCCGUACUUAUGUUCUUGGUGGAAGAGGAGUCGUGGUGGAUUGGGAUGUUGCCGUUGGUGACGCUUACUGGUAUGGUGAAUAGAUAUGGAACUCAGCUUGUGAGGCGACUGUGGCCGGAAUGUGAUGAUCAAACACAGUGGUGGCCAGGGACUAUGUUACGUACGCUGCAAGACAUCAAAGGUUGUAUAUAG